Penicillium angulare is the source of this 1944-nucleotide messenger RNA. It is a transcript of the gene sac6, whose product is annotated as fimbrin. Gene Ontology annotation, cellular component: actin filament bundle; actin filament; cytoplasm. Gene Ontology annotation, biological process: actin filament network formation; actin filament bundle assembly. The transcript is spliced from 5 exons. Lineage: Eukaryota; Fungi; Ascomycota; Eurotiomycetes; Eurotiales; Aspergillaceae. The coding region runs from base 1 to 1944 and encodes 647 amino acids. The record is from RefSeq and is a predicted model, not a curated record. Gene Ontology annotation, molecular function: actin filament binding.
AUGAACGCCCUCAAGCUCCAAAAGCGUUUCCCGCAGCUCGACCAGGGCGAGAUUUUCUCUCUCCAAGAUGCAUUCCACAAGUUGGAUAUUGAUGAUCGCGGCUAUUUGGACGAAGCUUCCGUGAUCAAGGCUGCUCAACAGUCUGAGCGACAACCCUAUGAUGUUGUGCGUCAGACUUUGAAGGGCGUAGAGCUCGAUAGCUCCCGACGUGUCGAGCUCGAAGAUUAUAUCGAUCUAGUUGCGAGACUCCGAUCCGGACCAGCCCCCGGCGCUCAAGCUGCAUCCAGCCCCGCGGCCGUGAUUCAAGGAGCCGGCGCCGGCGCCGGCGCAUCCCGGGGACAUGCCUCCAAAGGAAGUGUCGGCGGUAGAAUUCAUGUCCAAGGUUCUUCGUCCAAUGUCACACAUACGAUAAACGAAGAUGAGCGAACUGAGUUCACACGACACAUCAAUGCCAUCCUGGCCGGUGAUCCUGAUAUUGGCAACCUUCUACCUUUCCCAACUGAUACCUUUGAAAUGUUCGACAAGUGUAAAGACGGUUUGGUCCUGGCUAAGUUGAUCAACGAUAGUGUGCCAGACACUAUUGAUGAGCGUGUUUUGAACAAGGCAGGAAAGAAAAUCAAGCAACUGAAUGCUUUCCACAUGACGGAGAACAAUAACAUUGUUAUUAACUCUGCUAAGGGUAUUGGCUGUUCAGUGGUGAACAUUGGCAGUGGAGACAUCAUUGAGGUCCGCGAGCAUUUGAUCUUGGGAUUGAUUUGGCAAAUUAUUCGCCGUGGCCUGCUGGGCAAGAUCGAUAUUAAACUUCACCCUGAGCUCUACCGACUUCUGGACGAGGACGAGACCCUUGAGCAGUUCCUCCGCUUGCCUCCAGAGCAGAUCUUGCUCCGCUGGUUUAACUACCAUCUCAAGAACGCUAAGUGGGAUCGACGAGUAACCAACUUCUCUACUGAUGUUAAGGAUGGAGAGAAUUAUACUGUUCUUUUGAAUCAACUUGCGCCGGAAGUUUGCUCUCGUAGUCCUCUUCAGACAAAUGACUUACUUCAGCGAGCCGAGCAGGUUCUCACCAAUGCCGAGAAACUUGAUUGCCGGAAAUUCCUGACCCCGACUUCUCUUGUUGCUGGAAACCCCAAGUUGAACCUUGCGUUCGUUGCCAAUCUUUUCAACACCCAUCCAGGACUGGAUCCGAUCACGGAAGAGGAGAAGCUUGAGGUAGAGGACUUUGACGCCGAAGGAGAGCGUGAAGCGCGAGUGUUCACCCUUUGGUUGAACUCACUUGAUGUGCAGCCGGCAGUUAAUUCGCUCUUUGAUGAUCUACGAGAUGGUAGCAUCCUGAUGCAGGCUUACGACAAGGUCAUCCCCGGCAGUGUCAAUUGGCGACACGUGAACAAGCCCCCUGCCUCGGGCGCCGAACUGAUGCGUUUCAAGGCCGUGGAGAAUACUAACUAUGCUAUUGAGCUUGGAAAGCACAACGGUUUCUCUUUGGUCGGCGUUCAGGGUGCUGACAUCACAGAUGGUCAGCGAACGCUGACCCUCGGCUUGGUCUGGCAGUUGAUGCGUAGGGAUAUUACCAACACCUUGUCGGCCCUGGCCCAGCGACUUGGCAAGCGCGAGAUUACGGACUCUGAGAUGAUUAGAUGGGCUAAUGAUAUGUCCAAGAGUGGUGGACGCACUUCCGCUAUCCGCAGCUUCAAGGAUUCGUCCAUUGGCACCGGCGUGUUCCUGCUGGAUGUGCUGAAUGGUAUGAAGAGCAGCUAUGUCGACUAUGACUUAGUCACUCCUGGCCGGUCCGAAGAGGAGGCAUAUGCCAAUGCCAAACUGAGCAUUAGUAUCGCCAGAAAGAUGGGAGCCACUAUCUGGUUGGUACCCGAGGAUAUUUGCCAAGUGCGCUCGCGUCUGGUCACCACAUUUAUCGGUUCUCUUAUGGCUACUUUCGAGAAGAUGUAA